AAAAUACUAAUCAACAGCCAAGUAAAGUAUUUGAUUCAUCAAAAAAGAAAAGUUUAAGGAGUAUUAAAGCAAAACAAGCGGCAAAGAAAAUAGGAGGGGCGACGUUUACCAAUGAUCAAAGUUUUGAUACCGAAGAUACUGAAUCGAUUGAUUCAAAUUGUUCAACACAAACAACAGCUGGUGGUACUAUGACAAAAUCAAAAACAAGUCGUUUUCGUCUAUUUCGACGUCGUACAGAAAAAGAAUUUGCUAGUGAUACCGAAGUAGAAAAACAACAGACAAAACAACGACGAAAAAAAUGGGCAAAAGAUAAUAUGGGAUCAUCAACCGUCUCAAAAUCAUCAAUAGUAGCAAAACGAUUAUUUGGUGACGAAAAUGACGAUAGUUUUAAUGAUGGUGAUAUUGAAGAGGACGAUGGAGAUGACAAAAGUCAUAUCUAUGAGAUGUUGGAUCCUAUCCAAAACCUAUUAGAUGAUACGGCAGUACCAGUACCAACAAUCACAACAAGAUUUGGCAAGCUCACAUAUGAAUCAAAAAACAAAUCAAAACCAACAGCGACACUUGAUGAAAUACGUUCAGAAAUUGAGGCAGAAAUUUUUGCAAGGCAACAACAGACACAGAAAUCAAAUGUAUCACUGUCAACAUCAAACAAACAACGACAAGACCAAUUAAAAUCAUUAAGACCGCACAGUGAAUACAGCGAUCAACAUAAUGUCGAUUCUACAUCUCCAACACGAAGAGAAACGACGAUAUUUUCCACAAACAGUUCACUUAAUUCUGGAAAUAAAAAACGCUCAAAAAGUGUUACAUUUCUAGAUGAAUUAAUAACAGGAGACGUUGAAAAAGGUUUAUUAUUGACCGAAAAUAAGCAUACUAAACGUAUUGAGAAAGGUGAUGCUCGUUACAUUUGCGGAGCGCUCACAGGUACAGGUGCCAUUCGUGGAAUAAUUAAAACUAGUAAUGACACUCCACCGACAUCACCCCCUCAAAGUAUUUCAACCGCUGCGCUUUAUUUAACAGAUGAUCGUAAACCGGCUAUAUCGCCCAAAACAGCAUCAAAUGAAACAUCAUCGAAAAGUCACUCUAGACCACUAUCGGCCUAUGCUUCCACGCGUCUAACAACACAGUUUUACGACUCUUCACCAUCAACUAGUGCAUUGCCUGAUCGAUCCAUCUCCAAUACACCAGCAUCAAAUAUAUAUCAAAAUGAAUCAUUUUUUAAACGUCCAACAGCUAAAGUAGCGCCAGUGUCAAAACAUACAGAUACAAGUACAAAUGGAUUUGUAGCAAAAGAAUUUAAUAACCGUAAAACAACGACAACCACUAUUCCUUUUUCAAGAUCAGUUGUUUAUAAUAAACCAAAUGAUCGUGAAAGCAGACCAUCGGUGAAAAAGAACAUGCAACUUCUUCACGAUAUCAAUGUAACAGCGACUUUAAAUGAAACUAUUGGUACAGUUUCAAAAACUGUCAUGUCAAUUAACAAAUUAAAAGAUUCGAAUUGUCCGCAGUCAGACUUAUGA
Didymodactylos carnosus is the source of this 1520-nucleotide messenger RNA. The record is from the annotation of a GenBank genome assembly. NCBI's taxonomy places the organism in Eukaryota, Metazoa, Rotifera, Eurotatoria, Philodinida, Philodinidae.